Chaetura pelagica (chimney swift) is the source of this 1736-nucleotide messenger RNA. RefSeq names its product transmembrane protein 189 (gene PEDS1). Gene Ontology annotation, biological process: ether lipid biosynthetic process. Gene Ontology annotation, molecular function: plasmanylethanolamine desaturase activity. Lineage: Eukaryota; Metazoa; Chordata; Aves; Apodiformes; Apodidae. The record is from RefSeq and is a predicted model, not a curated record. The transcript has 5 exons. Gene Ontology annotation, cellular component: endoplasmic reticulum membrane. Bases 102 to 698 code for a protein of 198 amino acids.
CAACAGGAAAGAGACUACAAGAAUGGAUCUCUGUCGUCUUAUGCUUCUCUCUGAUCUGUUUCAAUUUUUACAAUCUUCUCUUCUACUUGAGACUGGAACACAUGCCCUCUGUUGUUGUUGGGAUAUUUGCAGGAGUCAUUACAGCUGAUUUUCUAUCAGGAUUAUUUCACUGGGGAGCUGAUACCUGGGGAUCUGUGGAGCUACCCAUAGUUGGAAAGGCUUUCAUCAGACCUUUUAGAGAACAUCAUAUUGACCCCACAGCAAUUACCAGACAUGAUUUUAUAGAGACCAAUGGAGACAACUGCUUCAUGACACUAGUCCCGUUGGCAAACAUGGCAUAUAAAUUUGUUUCUUUUUCCCCAGAGGCGUUGUAUGAAACAUGUCCUUGGGAGUGUUAUGUCUUUGCCCUUAUCAUCUUCAUAACCAUGACGAACCAGAUUCACAAGUGGUCCCACACGUACUUUGGUCUUCCACGCUGGGUCAUAUUUCUCCAGGACUGGCAUGUUAUCCUGCCACGGAAGCAUCACAGGAUCCAUCAUGUGUCUCCACAUGAGACGUACUUCUGCAUUACAACUGGUUGGCUCAACUAUCCAUUAGAGAAGAUAAGAUUCUGGAGGUGUUUGGAGAACAUUAUCCAAGCAGUUACUGGAGAGAAGCCAAGAGCAGAUGACAUGAAAUGGGCUCAGAAAAUUAAAUAACUUUUGCCAGCCUUCUGCAAUCCUUAACUUGUUGCCAAUGUUUUUUUUUUUAAAAAAAAAAAAGCCAUCAGCCAAAUUCAAGACCUGCAAAGAAGUAACAGACUCUAAAGCACAAACUAAAAAGUGCUAACACAAACUGUAAUGAAAAGAACUAAUUCUUAAAACGAUACUUGAAAUGAAGAUGAUUACUCUUACUGAGCACCUUUUUGUUUAGCCAUGUCUGCUUACAUCUUAAUAAAUACUUCAUCACUAGCUCAUAAGGUUAUCAGGCAAACCAGAAGGCAGGACAGUCACUCCAUUGGUACAUGGUGGCGUAGUAAACAUGUGUUGUAUCAACAUUAUUUAACACUGCAAAAAUAGCUUGUUGCCUCAGACCUCUAGGGGAAUGGUGACAAGUUUGUCACUUCAUGUUUGAGUCCAGAUACACUGCAUGAAAACAGUGUGUCAGAGUGAUGGAAGCCUAUAAAAUCAUCACUGUUCAAUGCACUUAGUGAUUGAUGAAAUUACAGCUCUGUCUUUGCUAUCAUGUUUAAUCUAACUGACGUAAUGUGGAACAGACUUCAAGAAUCCCACUCCACCAGUGGGCCAUGAAUCCUCAAGUGUCUUCAGUUUCCCUUAAAAUAAAAUUGUUCUACGCUCUUCAUGGAAUUGAGCAACUGUUACUGCAUAAGCCUUCAACUUAACAAGCCUCUGAGGAGAGGGAGGGCACCCAGUACAACACGUGCUCACGUUUGUUCAUGUGGAGUGCUCACUGAUGAGUCUUUUAUUAAGUGUUUCCUACCCUGACAAUAAAUGUUUAAAAUAGUUCUAGCAUUGGGCACAUUGCAAAUAGCUGUAUUCAAGAGCUCAAGGUAUCAAACUUAUAAUGUUAGAAGGGAAAUGUCAAUGACUGGUGUUUUGUUCUUUUUUUUUAAGGUGCUUGCUUGUUUCUGUAAAUAAUAUAAAGCCUUAAUCUCUUCUGGUGUAAUGGAAUAAUAUUUUAAUGUGAUGUUUGAAUGUAUAUAAUAUAUUUAUAACAAAGCAGUCGGAUAAUACUAA